AUGGCAGACGGUAACAGUUCAGAUGAAGACUUUUCCGACGAUUGGGUAUUGUACUCGCGCCGGCCGGAAUGGUCCGAUCUCGAACCGUUGCCACAGGACGAUGGCGAGAAUCCGGUCGUGAUGAUUCAGUACAGUGAGCGCUUUAACGAUGUGUUUGGAUAUCUGCGAGCGAUCAUUUCCCGACAGGAGAAAUCGCAGCGUGCCCUGGAGCUGACGAAGGACGCAGCCAAGCUUAAUGCAGCCAACUAUACCGUAUGGCAGUACCGUAGAGACAUACUGAAAGCGCUCAAUGCCGAUCUGUACGAGGAGUUGUCGUACAUUGGGCGAGUUAUUGCGGACAAUCCGAAAAAUUACCAAGUUUGGCAUCAUCGUCGUGUAAUCGUGGAAUGGUUAGAUGAUCCGUCAAGCGAGCUGGCGCUGACCGAAAACAUUCUAGACAUGGAUGCGAAGAACUAUCAUGCAUGGCAGCAUCGGCAGUGGGUCAUAAAAAAUUACAAUCUGUUCGACGAUGAGCUGCAUUACGUGGACCGGUUAAUAUCGGAGGAUAUGCGCAAUAAUUCCGCCUGGAACGAACGGUUUUUCGUACUUAAACAUGGCGGCUUUACACCGGAAGUGCUGGAGCGCGAGGUCAACUACGUUAUCACGCGUGUGGGUCUCAUCAAGAAUAACGAGAGCCCGUGGAAUUUUCUACGCGGGCUGUUACAGCAAGGCACCGGGAAGCUAGCUCAGUUCCCAAGCGUGAUCGAAUUUUGUGAGGCACUCUACAACGACGGCAUCCGGUCACCGUAUCUGCUGGCGUUCUUGGUGGAUCUGUACGAGGAGCAAUACUUUGAUGUGAUCGAGUCGGGUGGAAAUGAUGCUGAAGCCGAACUGUACCAUCAGAAGGUGCAGGAUUUGUGCGAGUCGAUGGCCAACCAGCACGACAAGAUACGCAGCAAGUACUGGCGAUACAUUGCCGAGAACUUCCGGCGGAAAGCGUCCGAACGGACAACGGCAGGCAGCGGAAGAAAUGGCGUUUAA
Molecule: messenger RNA, 1020 nt
Organism: Anopheles marshallii
Lineage: Eukaryota; Metazoa; Arthropoda; Insecta; Diptera; Culicidae
Gene: Fnta
Product: protein farnesyltransferase/geranylgeranyltransferase type-1 subunit alpha
Exons: 3
Coding region: 1-1020 (339 amino acids)
Biological process (GO): protein geranylgeranylation; protein farnesylation
Cellular component (GO): CAAX-protein geranylgeranyltransferase complex; cytoplasm; protein farnesyltransferase complex
Molecular function (GO): CAAX-protein geranylgeranyltransferase activity; protein farnesyltransferase activity
Source: RefSeq, a predicted model, not a curated record